UGUGUAUAUGUGUGCACUCUGUGGUGCUGAGAUCUUCUGAAGUCUCACUCGGUGGUGCUCCAGGAAAGGUGUGGCUGCUGAGUAAAGCCUGCUGUCAUAAACUCACACACUGCAGAACGACGGACGCAGAGAGAGACCGACUGCUCACACACACUCUCACACACUUUCAGAGAGGAGCUGCAGAGCUGAACUCAGGCUGUUCAUUUCAUUCAGUCUGAGCAAUCCAGCCUUCCAGAGAUGUGUUGAAAAACGCUGCUACUUCAAAAACACCAGCAAACGCACCGCUACACCCCAAACCACAUACACGGUAGCGCUCACAGUCUCUGCAUGGCCCACCCGUACGAGCCGUGGCUGAGGGCAGCACCCCCCGGAGGCCCAGAGGAAGUGGGCAUGUCCGGAUGGUGGGACCUGCAUGGGGGAGCCGCAGGAGGAUGGGUGGACCUGCAGGGGGCACCAGGUCUCGGGGGUGGGGGGAUGGGUCAGGGGGGCUCAAUGGGUCUGCAGCCAUCCGUCAGCUCCUACAACCCAGAGGCCCAGAUGUGCUGCCUGCCGCCAUCCCCCCACCCGUCCCCACUGUACCCACCCGAUGGCUUCAAAAUGGAGCCACUCGCCCCGGACAUGUUGCACCCACCUGGAGUCUCUGCGUCAUUCUCCCUGGAGGAGCCACAAGAGGGUGCUGGUGGCUCUGGUUCAAGCCGGCCCAAACCCCCCCGGCGGUCCGGCAGCAGAGCUCCGGGUCAGACCGCCUGCCGCUGCCCAAACUGCCUCAGCGCCGAGUCGCUGGGAACGGCGUCUGCUGGCAAUGAUGACGACAAACGUAAGCACCUGCACAACUGCCACAUCCCAGGCUGCGGGAAAGCCUAUGUGAAGACAUCCCACUUGAAAGCGCACCUGCGCUGGCACAGCGGUGAUCGCCCCUUCGUUUGCAACUGGCUGUUCUGCGGGAAGCGCUUCACGCGCUCCGAUGAGCUGCAGAGGCACCUGCAGACGCACACCGGGGCCAAGCGUUUCGGCUGCAGCGUGUGCCCGCGUGUCUUCAUGCGCUCUGACCACCUGGCCAAGCACAUGCGGGUGCACGAGUCGCCGUGCCAACCGGCCGAGGAGCAGGGAGGCGGGGACAACAAUUCACCUGCAUCCAGCAUCGACGGGACGGUGGCCGGCGCAGGUGGAGCACCCGUGCUGCGUCUGAAGAGCGAGACUGAUGCCGGUGGAGAUGAGACUGUGGCGCACAGCAGCUAACUGAGCUCAGUUACAUCUGCCGAUGUUAAUGUCGUACUGUUAGCAUAUGUUGAAAGAUGACAACAUGAAGUUUGCUGAACACCAUCCUGACACUGAUUAACUGGUGAUGUUGGCUAGAUAGCACCAGACAUCACUGAUGACUGCUACUUGUAGCACUGAUAGCAUCACUUGGUUAACUCUAGAUAUCAUUGAUUACCAAUGUGGCUAAACC
Messenger RNA from Colossoma macropomum (tambaqui), 1450 nucleotides. It is a transcript of the gene sp6, whose product is annotated as Sp6 transcription factor. The record is from RefSeq and is a predicted model, not a curated record. Bases 328 to 1239 code for a protein of 303 amino acids. Gene Ontology annotation, biological process: regulation of transcription by RNA polymerase II. The transcript is spliced from 2 exons. Gene Ontology annotation, molecular function: RNA polymerase II cis-regulatory region sequence-specific DNA binding; DNA-binding transcription factor activity, RNA polymerase II-specific. Lineage: Eukaryota; Metazoa; Chordata; Actinopteri; Characiformes; Serrasalmidae.